Salvia hispanica is the source of this 3203-nucleotide messenger RNA. RefSeq names its product HAESA-like 2 (gene HSL2). NCBI's taxonomy places the organism in Eukaryota, Viridiplantae, Streptophyta, Magnoliopsida, Lamiales, Lamiaceae. Gene Ontology annotation, molecular function: protein kinase activity; protein binding; ATP binding. The record is from RefSeq and is a predicted model, not a curated record. Gene Ontology annotation, biological process: protein phosphorylation.
ACUGCUACUGUCCAUAUUUGAAAGCUGAGAGCUCUAUUAACAUUCAAAAACCGCCUAAUGAUUGUAAAUUUGGAUCAAAUCUAAAUCCAAUGAAUAAUCUACUUGCUGCUCUUCUCAUCACCUCCAUCUUCUUCACCGUUUUCGUGCAUUCAGCAACAGAUGCCUCAAACCGCGAUGCUGCAAUUUUGCUCCGACUCAAGGAGAAUCAACAUCUCCAAGACCCGCUCGGAUCGCUCCACGACUGGCUCCAGACCUCUCCCAACGCACCAUGCAAUUGGACCGGUGUUUCUUGCAGCCGCGGCGCCGUCGUUGCCUUGAACCUCCGCAGCCUCGGCAUUGCUGGCGAUUUUCCGGCGGAAUUUUGCCGGAUUUCCACGCUCCGGAGUCUCGACCUCUCUGAUAACAGCCUCGGCGGGUAUAUCAGUUCCGAUUCGAUUGCUCUGUGCUCGCAUCUUUCCGCACUCAAUCUCUCUGCCAAUUACUUUGUCGGUGACCUGCCUGGUUUCCCGGUGGAGUUUCUCAAUCUGACGGUGUUGGAUUUUUCACUCAACAACUUCUCAGGUGAAAUUCCGGCGAAUUUUGUUAACUUGCGAAGGCUCCAGUUUCUCUCACUUGGUUCGAAUCUACUCAACGAGUCAGUACCCGAGUUCCUGUCCGAGUUAACUGAGUUAACUCAGUUGAUCCUGGCGGUAAAUCCUUUUCGGCCGAGUCCUCUGCCGAGAAACAUCGGACGCCUGGCGAAGCUCGAGUUCCUGAUGGCAACAAUGGCGAAUCUCGAAGGUCAGAUUCCUGAAUCCAUCGGAAAUCUAAGUUCUAUGAAAAUCUUCGACGUUUCGCACAACAAUUUGGUCGGAGAAAUUCCGAAGAGCAUUGGCGGAAUGAGAAAUGCGGAACAGAUCGAGUUGUUUCAUAAUCAUCUCUCCGGCGAAAUUCCGGAUGCAUUCUCCGGUCUAACUUCGUUGCUGCGUUUUGACGCGUCGGAGAACAAUCUGAUUGGGAAAAUCCCCCAGAGUCUGGCGGCGCUGCCGCUGGAGUCGUUCAAUCUGAACGACAAUCAGUUAGAAGGUGAAAUUCCGGAGAUUUUAGGUUUAAAUCCGAAUCUGAAUCAGCUGAAGCUAUUCAAUAACAAACUUUCGGGAUCUCUGCCGGAAUCAUUGGGCAUGAAUUCCGAUUUGGCAGAAAUCGACGUUUCCGGCAACAAUUUGGAAGGUCCGUUGCCCCAAAACUUGUGUUACAGAAGGAAUCUUCAGAGUUUGAUAGUAUUUGGGAACAGAAUCUCGGGCUCAAUACCUGAUGAUUAUGGUAAAUGCAGCUCGCUAUCGUACGUCCGUGCUCAAAACAACGAGCUCUCCGGAGUUGUACCUGAUGAUUUCUGGGCUCUCGAUCUCUAUCACAUCGAGUUCACCAACAAUAAAUUGGAAGGCAGUAUUCCACCAUCUGUUUCAAAUGCAAAAGGCCUCGAGCAGCUAUUGAUAUCCGGCAACAAUUUCUCAGGAAAUUUGCCUGCAGAAAUCUGCCAUUUGAAGGAGUUAAGGAAAAUCUACAUGAGUGGAAAUAGCUUCUCCGGUGAAUUGCCUUACUGUAUUAACCAGUUCACAAAGUUGCUGGAGCUCCACAUGCGCGGAAACAUGUUUUCCGGCGAGAUUCCGGGAAGGUUAGCAGCGUGGAGGGAGCUAACGCAGUUGGAUUUGUCGAGUAACCAUCUCUCUGGCAAUAUUCCGGCGGAAUUGGGAACUUUGCCAGUGUUAACCUCGCUGAAUCUUUCCAACAAUAUGCUGUCUGGUGGAAUUCCGGAGGAGUUAUCUAAGUCUACAAUAAACCAGCUCGAUAUCUCGAACAAUCAGCUUCAAGGCAGAGUGCCGGUUGGUAUGGACACCAAGUUUUAUCUGCCUAGACUUCUUGGGAAUGCAGAAUUGUGCAGUAUGAAUCUCAAAGAACUUCCAUCAUGUUCAAGAUCGAAGCCAACGAGUUUGGUGCUAGUGGGAGUUCUCUCAUCUCUUGCAUUUGUACUCGUUGUCUCACUUGUUUGGCUCUUGAUCAAGAACAGGAAAUUUAUAGCUCUAGGUUGCAGAAACAAGCAGUCUUGGAAGAUCACAUCAUUCCAGAAGAUCCGGUUUAGUGGGGAGGAGGUUCUGUUCUCAUUGACCGAUCAGAAUCUUGUUGGCUCGGGGGGAUCAGGCCGGGUGUAUCGCGUGAGGCUGAAGAGUGGAAAGAUGGUUGCUGCUAAGCGGCUCUGGGAGGCGAAGGGGCUUGCAGAAUCCGUGUUCCAUUCGGAGAUGGAAACAUUGGGAAGAAUUAGGCAUGUUAACAUAGUGAGGUUGUUGUUUAGCUUUGUAGGUGACAAGUGCAAGGUGCUUGUGUAUGAUUACAUGGAGAAUGGGAGUUUAGGUGACGUUCUGCACGGGGAUAAAGGGGGGUUGUUGCUGGACUGGCCGACGAGGUUUUCCAUUGCGAUUGGGGCUGCUCAGGGGCUUGCGUACUUGCACCAUGACUGUGUGCCUCCGAUUGUGCACAGAGAUCUCAAGCCCAACAACAUCCUGUUGGACGAGGAGUUGAGGCCGAGAGUGGCUGAUUUUGGGCUGGCCAAGAUACUGAACAGGGAUGCAGACGAGGAAGAUGGAGCUAUGUCCCGUGUGGCCGGAUCUUAUGGGUACAUUGCACCAGAGUACGGGUACACUAUGAAAGUGACGGAGAAGAGUGAUGUGUAUAGCUUCGGAGUAGUGUUGCUGGAACUAGUAAGUGGGAGGAGGCCCAACCAUGAGAACAAGAACAUCGUGAAGUGGGUAAGGGAGGUUGCAUCGUCAUCGUCUGCAGAGGGUUUGGAAGAGGUGUUAGACUCGAGGAUGGAUGCUUCGAUGAUUGAAUACGAUCAAGUGGAGAAGGUGCUGAAUGUGGCUCUGCUGUGUACUGCUGAGCUGCCCAUCAAUAGGCCAUCCAUGAGAAGGGUUGUUGAAUUGCUCAAGGAUCAUAACACUCAAGGCAUCUAAUCAAACUGUAGCACUUGUAUUGUAUUAGUACUACAAGAUUUUGUAAUUUUCAGUUUCUGUACAUUAGGGAAGAAGCAGAAAUGUUGUGUAAAAAUUUGAAUUUUGUUUCCAGGCAUAAGUGUUUGGAAAAUAGAAUUUGUAAAUGAGGCAUAGUUAUCGAAGUACGUAGAUGUUGUAUCAAACUCUCAUCUAUAAAAUACUUCAUCAUCGCUCUCA